This is a messenger RNA of Babesia microti strain RI, 2475 nucleotides long. RefSeq names its product chromosome transmission fidelity protein 1. Gene Ontology annotation, cellular component: nucleus. The coding region runs from base 1 to 2475 and encodes 824 amino acids. NCBI's taxonomy places the organism in Eukaryota, Apicomplexa, Aconoidasida, Piroplasmida, Babesiidae. Gene Ontology annotation, biological process: nucleobase-containing compound metabolic process; establishment of sister chromatid cohesion. The transcript has 4 exons. Gene Ontology annotation, molecular function: hydrolase activity, acting on acid anhydrides, in phosphorus-containing anhydrides; DNA binding; DNA helicase activity. The record is from RefSeq and is a predicted model, not a curated record.
AUGUUUAAACUUCCAUUCGCGCCUUAUCCAGGCCAACUUGAAUUUAUCAAAAAUGCUUACGAUGUAUUUGAAAACUGCGAGGUGGGCUUGUUUGAAUCGCCAACUGGCAGUGGUAAAACCAUUUGCUUACUUUCUUCUAGUCUUUCUUGGCUUAAAAAUAAUAGAUUAUUUGACCACACAUUGGAUUCAGCUUGUAAUAGCGACAAAACAAAUUUGCCGUCCUGGGUUAAACAUAAAAUUGCCAAAUUAAAUGUAGAAUGUCAUAAACGAAAGUUAGAUGAUAGAUAUAAUCGCAUUAGUAACAUUCGCCUUAAGGUUAAUAAUUAUUUUGAAUACGAUGACAAUCACAAUUUGCAAAUUAAGCUUAAAAUGGCAGACAAAAAUUUUGAUUCUAGUUACACUAAAAAAAUGGCAGUUGAAUUAACCUCAAAUGUUUCACAUAUAAUACCCUCUUUCGAUGAAUUUGACACUAAUGAUAAAAUUCAAAUUAUAAUUUGCAGUCGGACCCAUACACAGUUAAAUCAGUUUAUCAAAGAGGUUAAGAAGUUAGAUCCUCAACUUUACUGUGAUGUUCGUUUCGCUAUUGCAUCUAGUAGACAAUAUUUAUGCGUGAACAAACAUAUACUUUCCACAUCUAAAGGCUCUGUUGAGUUAUUGAAUGAUGAAUGUAGAAGAUCAAAAUGUCAAUUUAAAUCGAACAUCACUCCUAUAAUUGAGUCAACAAUAUCAUAUCCGUUAGAUCAAUCUGAACUUCGAUUAAUUGGGUCAGAAAAUUGUCUCAGUUCCUGCCCUUAUUAUGCCUCAAAGCACACGAUUAAAUAUGCAGAUGUGAUACUUGCCCCUUACAAUUUUAUUAUAAAUAAAAGCCUAAGAGAAUCCUCUGGUUUAAAAAUUGAUCAUAAUAUAUUAAUAUUUGACGAAGCACACAAUUUGGGUGAUGCAAUAACGAAUUCUACAUCUGUAAGUUUCACCACAUACGAUUCACUUAUCCUUUUAGAACAGAUUCGGAUGUACACCAAUAAAUAUAAUUCAAUUUUGCCCCAGGAUACAAAAUUUAAUCUUGGUACCAUUACGAAAUUGUUGGAAUCAUUUACAAAUAUAAAAAUUUGUGUUGAUGAAAAGGUUAUUGACAUAUCACAGUUCCUGGUUGAAUGUGGCAUAGCAACAUUGUCUAUUCAUUCAAUUAUUGAUUUUUUAACCAAUUCCGAAAUUUGCCUCAAGAUUCGCAGUUAUGCUGAGGGGUUAUACUCAAAACUAGAAUACAAUUAUAAUAAGGAGACUAGCAUAAUUUAUAUGUUUAGGGAAUUCCUCAACUGUAUAUUACUAUGUACAAAAGAUGAUAAGAUUAUAAUAUCACAUCAAAAUGAAACACCUUACUAUGAAGGAUUGGUUUCAAAAUUUAUAAAUGAUACUUAUUUAAAAAUUGAAAUAUAUAGUCUUAGCAUUUUUGAUUCAUUCUCAGAAAUUAUAACUUCAGCUAGGAGUGUUAUGCUGGUAAGUGGAACUUUGACACCCAUUCAUGAGUAUCUAAUGAUGAUUCCUAGUACAAAGGAUAAGGUUAGAAUUUUUAGGAAUCCAGGCAUAUUUACUAUUGAUAAAAUUUAUUGCAAUAUUAUAUCAACCACUCCCUCAAAUAAUAAUGUUUUAAACUUUACACAUGAGAAACGAACUGAUCGUAAUACUAUGGAGGGACUGUGUCAAAUAAUUAGCAACUUAUCAUUGGUGGUUCCUGAAGGUUUACUUGUAUUCUUCACUAGUUUCAAUUAUAUGCACUCUUUUUUAACGUUUGGAUUAGGUAAUAGGUACAAAAUGAAUCAAUUCGAUGGUCCUCUAUCUUCUUUAAAAAAAAAUAUAUUCAUUGAAGGAACUACCCCCAAUUUGAUGGAACAAUAUACUAAAUCGGCUAUUAAUGGUGCAGUUUUAUUUGCAAUAUUUGGGGCUAAAUUCAGCGAGGGAAUCGAUUUUUCUGACCACUUAGCCAGGGCUAUAAUCCUUAUUGGACUUCCUUACCCUCCUGAAUCCAGUAAAUUGAAAUUGAAAGAGCAAUAUUACCGCAUUAAAUCGCAAUCAACUAUUGGUAGUAGAACAACACAAAUUGACUUGUCGUCGCAGUUGAAUAUACUGAAUAUUAACGAUAUAAAAGCAUCACUAAUGACUGAAACAGUUAAUCUGCGUAAGAUAAUAUGCUUUAAAACUAUUAAUCAGGCAAUAGGUCGUGCCAUUCGCCAUAUAAACGAUUAUGCUGCCAUAAUAUUGAUCGAUAACCGCUAUUUACAGCAAUCAAAUAUCAGUUUUUUAUCUCAAAAUGUAUACAAAUCAUUACACUAUCGUCGCAUGGCACCUUAUACAAAAAAUAUUAACCUUGAUAAUGUAAAAAAGAUUGUCAAUUACAAAUUACUAACUGAAGAAUUCACACAACUAUUAGCAGAGUUACAGGAGUUCUAUCAGAUAUUGAAAUGUAAAAUUAAUUCUUGA